Messenger RNA from Acanthopagrus latus (yellowfin seabream), 2356 nucleotides. It is a transcript of the gene cenatac, whose product is annotated as centrosomal AT-AC splicing factor. The coding region runs from base 157 to 1209 and encodes 350 amino acids. NCBI's taxonomy places the organism in Eukaryota, Metazoa, Chordata, Actinopteri, Spariformes, Sparidae. The record is from RefSeq and is a predicted model, not a curated record. The transcript is spliced from 11 exons.
AGUUACUGUCGCUAGCUUGUGCUGGUUUAUUUUCUGUCCGAUUACAUUUAGAUACAUUAGGGGAAAAUACCCAAUACGCACCUCAAAUGAUUGUGUCGUAGUUUAGAUUAGUCAGCUUAGUUUUAGCACAUUAUCUGUUUCUCACACGAAGUGUAAAUGGGUGCAUAUUACUGUGCGAUAUGUAGGCAAACAACAUUCACGGGGAAGGGACACAUCUUCGGAAAAAAUCACCAGAGCAGACUCAGAGUGGUUCUUCUCAAAUUCUUAGAAAAGGUGAAGGAAGCUCGCCGAACGCUUAAAAAACCCCAAGUAGAAAAGUUUGAUUGCACACAGCACAAACAGACAUUCUGGUGCUACUGCUGCGGGCUUGAAGUUGAAAGAAAUGUUACAGACGGCAAUAUGACUGUGCUGUACGGAGGCCUGAUAGAACACAUGGCAACCCCAGAGCACAGGAAGAAUACUCACAAAUUCUGGUGGGACAAUAAGGCAGACCCCAAGUUUAGAGACAAGGUCAUUAUCACAGAAGAGGAGAGUGAAAGGUUUAAAGCUGAGGUGGCAAACGCUUUGGAAUCAUUUGUGGAGAAGGAAGAUGAAUACAUAAAAAAGCAAGCUGAAGUCAUUCGGGCCCAUGAGAGGCAUCGUCAAGAGGUUCUUCAGUCUCUUUUAGAGCGUGACACAGAGCCGGAGUUCAAUGGACCCAACGGCACAGACGUGUUUGCAGAGGAUCCUGUCAGCUCUCAGUUUCCGCCUCAGUGUUCAGACCGCCCAACGGGGAGCGGCUUUGUCGACUCAAUGGUGGAAGUACCACGUGCUGCAGCAGGACAAGGCCUGACUUUCAUAGGGUAUCAGGAUUCAUCGAACAGUGGAAAUGUUCAUACAGGUGCCGUCCCUCCGUGGCUUCAGGAUGAUCCUCAGGAGGGGACCUCUGGAGCUGCAGCACAACCGGAGAUUGGCCCUUCGUUGCAAGACUUCCUUAAACACAAGGAGCAAGAGAAGCUGAGGAAGCUUCCACCAAACAGAGUUGGUGCCAACUUUGAUCACAGCUCGCAUACAGACGCCAACUGGCUUCCCUCUUUUGGUAGAGUGUGGAACAGCGGCCGACGCUGGCAGUCCAGGCACCAGUUCAGACAAGAGGAAGGGCACAAGAACAGACAGAAGAGGAAGAGGGAGCACGGAGCAGAGGGGUCAAAGAAAACAAAAAUGACUUAACAGCUGACAAAUUCUGACAACGCUUCUGAAUAUAAUAUGUGUUGUGUGAGAGUUCAUGAGGGAAGGGAUGUAUAUAGUUUGUAGAAUGUGAGUGAGAUUUUCUACAGUGUUUCUGGGGAGUUGUACUUGGUUUGACUGCCCAGGCUGACUAAACACUCACUAGCCCAACAAUUGUGUGUAUAUAGGAAGUUGUACGUAACCCUCUUUGUCACAUAAUUCACAGUUUGCAGUAAGGAUAUUAACUCCAUUAAGCAGUGCCUUGUGGAUAUAUUAUGUUGGAAAGUUAUCUUGAAUGAUUGCAUUUUUGUAUAAAAACUCCAAGCUCCAACUUACCAACAUGCUGCACACUCAUUGAUUUAAAUCAGAUUGGUUCUGCCAAUUGAUUGGUCACUGACCUCUUCCAUUUAAAUGAAGGCGUCAUAGUGAAAAUCCUCAUUCAAGGCAUUCUUUACUGCCUGAAUUAUUCCAGCAAGUCCAGGGUUGUGAUUAGGAAGUCGCUCUGUCUGCAGCACUUUGAGAUCGGAGAGGAACAAAACUGUUCUGGUGAAUAAACAGCAGGGGGCGCCAGUCACUCAACUAAUGUAACAAAGAUGUCGAAAUGUGAAGAGAAGAGUUUGUUACAGAUGGUAAAAACCAGGACUGUUGUAUCAAUUUUAUGAACUGAUGUACUAUUUGUCCAUGUGGCCAAUAAGUGGCAGGAAUUUUGUUUUUGAGAGCCGCAAGACCCCCUGUAAUACAUGUGUCUCUUUCUUCUAGCAGUCCUGCUGAAAAGCUUUCAUUUCCCUUUUCAAAACACAUGAUUUGAUGAAUAACUGGACACGGCUUAAAGGCUGCAAAUGCAAACGUUACUUCUCAAAUAAGAUGUGACAGUUAGAAAUGUUAAAACUGCAUCAAAUAUCUGUUAUUCUCAGUAGAAUCAGCACUUCAGAUUUGGUGCUCUCCAAAACGUAAACGCUCCAUUGGCUUCCGUACAAUUUUUUUAUGUAGGAAGAAGGAAGUUAAUUGGUGGUAAGUUUGUCAGUAAAAGCAUCAACAACACUCUGCUCUCAAGCAGCUAAAUUUAAUAUGGUCAGGUCACAAAUUAGAAUUUGCUCUGGUAACGGGACAUCUCAAACAAAUAAACACUGGAUGGGAGGACAACCAACAA